Molecule: messenger RNA, 4907 nt
Organism: Homarus americanus (American lobster)
Lineage: Eukaryota; Metazoa; Arthropoda; Malacostraca; Decapoda; Nephropidae
Gene: snu
Product: ABC transporter G family member 20-like
Exons: 17
Coding region: 731-3211 (826 amino acids)
Biological process (GO): transmembrane transport
Cellular component (GO): membrane; ATP-binding cassette (ABC) transporter complex
Molecular function (GO): ATP hydrolysis activity; ABC-type transporter activity; ATP binding
Source: RefSeq, a predicted model, not a curated record
GACGCCCCGCCGUGUUAGCUAUACAAUUUCUGCUCCUGUAGCUGAAUUUUUGGAAACGCGGUGCUCGACAUUCCUUAAGAACUCUCCCCUCCCCCCUAGCCAGCGGGAAAUUACGUCCAGAGUCCAUAAUAAGUACUUUGACGAGUCCAUAAAUAAGGUGAUGAGUCCUAAAGUCCACAGACGCCUUAAAUAAGUCCAAAUAUACUCGUCAACAAUACUCCCAGUUUGGUUUAUUUACUCGGGAAUCCGCGAAAGGACUUCUACUGCUGGAAGCCAUAUCAGAAGGAUCUUUAAAAUUUGACUUAAGAUUUCACCACAAGACUCUCUGAAGGACUAAGGGAUCAGAUAAGAGUCCUAAAAGGAUAUUUAUGUGAUACUCUUGUACGUGGCCCUUCUAAAAAACACCCAAGGACUCCAAGUACCCAACUUUUAUUUUCCCCUACAAAGUACCUCCACCAAAGUACUCAUUUGAAGGCAUAGGAAUUAACGAUUAUAAUUACCUAAGUGUAUCCAAGACGCCCAUCAAGAAGUUGUGAUAGCCAGCCCCCUGAACUAUCUUCCUCAAAGGACAACAUUCUUGAAACACUCAUGAUCAAUUCUCUAAAUAUAACCCGUAGACUCUAACAGGAAGAACAGACCAAACCACAGCUGUAGAUUGUCUUUCAAACUCACCAAAGACAAAACUAAACUCCCACUGAAGAAAUCCUAAACGAAAUACCAUCCACCAUCAAUGGAGUUAACGAGUUACAAGUUCAAUACAUCACACAGGGCGACCUCCAGCAAGCACUCCGUCACGGUCGGAGGUGUUACCAUGGCUACAGAGGCUGUUGAAUCUAUGGGUAUGGAGAGGCAAGAAGAAGAAGCAGCAGCACCACCAAAGUUUCCCCCCUACUGCGACGUGUCAUUAACCAGGCUAGACCGGGUGACGAACGGUUUCAUCACAGAGGGAAGAGCCAACCCAAGACACAGGACAGAUGGGCACAGAAUCAGUCGUGGCAGCGUGAGAGGCGCCGGGAAGGAGGUGGGUAACGUGGUAGUGGUACAGCAGGCCUACAAGUCUUACGGUUCUGGCUCCAAGAAGGUCGUUGUGUUGGAGAACCUCGAUAUGCGGGUGCCUCAGGGUUCCAUCUACGGGUUGUUGGGGCCCAGCGGAUGCGGCAAGACCACCUUACUGGGGUGUCUUGUGAACCGCCUCAAGUUGGACAAGGGAGAGAUCUUCCUCUACGGAUUCCCUCCAGGGUCCGCCGAAGCCGCAGUCCCCGGCCACCGCGUCGGGUACAUGCCGCAGGAGUUGGCGCUGUACCAGGAGUUCACCAUCGUGGAGACUCUGAGAUACUUCGGCAGGAUCCACCUGAUGAGCGGUGACAAGAUCUCCCAGAGGACCAAGUUCCUUGUUUCCUUCCUCGACCUACCUGACCCUACCAGACUCAUCAACCAGCUCAGCGGAGGGCAGCAGAGGCGGGUGAGCUUCGCGGCUGCACUACUACAUGAACCUGACUUACUGAUACUGGACGAACCAACUGUAGGUGUGGACCCCUUACUGAGGAGUAGCAUCUGGGAGCACCUACUGGACGUGUGUGACAAUGGCAACACCACUAUCAUCAUCACCACUCACUAUAUAGAGGAGGCCAGACAGGCUGACAAGGUUGGCCUUAUGAGAGGAGGUCGGCUGCUGGCUGAGACGUCCCCCUCCAGUUUAAUCCACCACUUCGGUAUUCCUUCCCUGGAGGAUAUCUUCCUCAAGCUGUGCCUCGAAGACGGUGCCCAAGAAAACCGCCAGGGCAAGCAUAAUAAUGGCUUCGAUGACGUAGAUGGCUCUCCACCACACAAGGUCACAACUCCCACCACCACUACUAUCACCACCUCGUUACCAACUGCCCGGGGCGUGACCUCUAACCUCAAGAAGGAGAUCAACUCCGCCACAGGUCAGAUCACCUUGAGGGACUCUGACGAGAAAGCCAUCUUAAUGUCUCCCUGGGUCCAGACGUCGAAAUACGAGAGGAUCUUCUCUCCUUACCGCUUCGGUGCUCUGUUGAUGAAGAACUUUAUACGACUGUGGCGGAACAUAGGGUUCCUGCUGUUCUCGUUCCUGAUGCCGCCGGUACAGACAGUACUGUUUUGCCUGACUGUAGGAGGUACACCCUACAAUCUGCCCAUGGCCAUCGUCAACUACGACCAUGGGUACCCCGACAUGGCACACAUACCCCAGCUCUUCAACUUAUCCUCCAUCUACGUCAACGACCUGAACGAUAGAACGAUAGACAAGAAAUUCUACUCAGAGUUUGACGCAGGACUGAGGGCGGUGGAGAACGGGGACGCCUGGGGACUCAUCUUCUUUAACGAGACCUUCACUAAAGCAUUCCUCGCCUUUUACCUCACUGAUGACGCCCACCCCGAAGAUAAGGCCCAGAGCAAGAUCAAUAUUUACAUGGAUACUACUAACUCUGAGAUUUCUGCCACUCUGGCAGCCGAGCUGCUCAGGACCAUGGACAGAUUCUUGGUUGAUAUGAUACAGUUCUCUGAUGACCUGUUGAAUAUCACUAUAGAUACUAGCAAGUUGACUUUCCCUUUGAAGUUCCACGAGCCAGUUUAUGGGACAUCAGGUGCUUCCUUCACAGAGUUCAUGGCUCCUGGUGUCAUUCUCACCAUCACCUACUUCAUGGCUGUGGGGUUGACGGCUCUAUCCUUCAUCAUCGAGCGUAAGGAAGGACUUCUCGACCGUUCCUGGGUGUCUGGUGUACAGUCGAGCGAGGUGAUGACGGCUCACUUGGCUACACAGAUGCUGGUGAUGUUGGUACAAAUCGCCCUCAUCCUGGUGUUCAUGUUCCCCGUGUUCAAGUUGCCGUGUGAGGGGAACAUGUUGUGGGUGGUCCUGCUGUCCAUUCUCCAGGGCUUCUGUGGCAUGACUUUCGGGUUGAUGACGUCAGCCAUCUCCAACGACGAGAACACGGCGAUUAUGAUGGCGCUGGGCAUCUUCUACCCCCUGCUGCUACUGUCCGGGAUAGUCUGGCCUGUCCAGGGCAUCCCCGUCGCUCUCAGGUACGUGUCAUACGCGCUGCCACAGACGUACGCGUGUGAGGCCAUCCGGGCCAUACUGUACAAGGGUUGGGACAUCACCUACCCAACCGUCUACAUGGGCUACCUCAUCACCCUCGGCUGGUUACUGUUACACCUGGUUUUGGCGCUCAUAGCUAUGAGGAUAAGGAAGUGAGCGACUCGGCAAAAGUUGGAACUUGUAAGAUUCAAUAUAGACUAAAGGUGAAUGGAAAUUGUUUAUAAACGACAAGUGCAAGGAAUACACGAGAUGAAUGAUGUGUAACUUAAGGGAACAUGUCCUGAAUAAAAGCAGAAGUACUGUACGUUAUAUUUGAUGAAACUGUAACUAUGCUUAACACAGUGUAAGUAAGUGGUAGGUACAGUAGAUGGAAGAAAGAUAAUUUUAAAACACUUUUCUUCUAUGACGCUUCCCUCGCACAUGACCUCCGCCCCCAUGGAUCCCCUGGUAUAUUUAUGUCAUUUGCGAGGGAAACGUCAUAGAAGAAGUGUUUUAAAAUUGUCUAAACCACUGGGAAAAACACAUUCCUCAACUCAAUGGCCAUAUUGGUUGAAAACGCAUAUUUACCAAUUUGUUAUGAAUAAAUAUAUUGCUGAGAAAAUAUUGCGUUAUAAUUUUACUUUUGGGGAUUAUAGGACAGUGGGGAAAAUAGUCGUGGUGUGCGGUACUGUGGCGCACAAAUAAACAUUUUGUCUCGGCCGUUGAAUACCCUGGCGUGGCGCCGGCCCUGGACAUACCGUGGGUGAAGGAGACUAUUGCUGGUACUGUACUAUUCAAGACGCAAAUGGAUCUAUACUGUAAUGGAUUCAACGGGUCCAAAACCUGAGUGAAACGCUUUGGUGGGACAAAAUGGAAGUGGAAUCACAGUGAAUGUGGACAAAAUUAAAUAAAAUGUGGACAAAGUGGAAUUACAGUACUGAACAUUGAAGAAAAUGGACAAGAUAAAGUAAGAAAUGAGUGAAAGUGACUGAAAAACUAUGAAACGUUUGAUGGUGAACAUAACAAGAACUAUUUUUGUUCUUUUUAGAAAUAGUGAAAAGGUUUUGAAAAAGAAAAAAAACGGUUGAUUGAAACUUAAAAAACCUAGUCUUGUAUGUCAUAUAAAGCACUGGAAUACAGGUAAGUCUUAUUUCAUAGUAAACCAGUAUAAAAUAAACUAAAUCAUCACAAAGUCUUUUAAGAUUAGCGAAGUAAUUUUUCACUUUUUCUAACUCAUUCGUUUUACAAUUUCCAUGUCAAUCAAUCUCUCUCUCUCCCUCUUAGCAGCAGUAUUGGGUUUAUCUAAUUUUUCAUCAUUACAUAUUAAUUUAUCUUACUACAUAACUCGUAGUAUCUUCAAUUUUUUACCUUAUCGUUUUCUAUACUCCUAAGAGAUAUAUGUUCUGUAAGUAGAAGAGGUUAGGUAUUUAUCGAACUUGGUAUGUGUGUUGAUAAGUGGAUAGCAAUAGCGUUCAGUGUUGUGUUUGGGUAGGACUCGGGAAUACGUGACUGACAAUGAAUGAAGGGAAGAUGCGUUUGUGUGUAGUAUAUAUUUAUGUACAGACGUAUUGUGGUUUUUUUUAUUCAUCGUAAACUUUAUAUUCGUUAGGUUAGGUUAACCCUCUUUGAGAUUUUGAUUUUUUUUUAUAAUUCUGGUAUACAUUGGAAGCCGUGAAAAGUUAUUGUAGUAUAAAUAAGGACUAAGGUGAGAUAUAAAGUAUAUUAAGAGCAAAAAUAAUAUUAAAUUUAAAUGAACAAAAACCACUUCCAGAUUUAUAUAAUUUGCAUAUGAUCGCUUGUGUUAUUGUCCAGGUGAUCUAACGUAUCUAUAAAUACUAACCUAAACUUUGACAAUAAAAUCCCUAUUAUGUUA